AUGGAUGUGGCAUCGCGCAGCCAGCCUACAGUGUUUUCGAACAAGCACUUCGCUCCAAAGUGGGAUAGCAUGAUGGCUAUCCUAGAGACUCUCGAAGAGAGAGCCAGCGAGUAUCUCGAGGUGACGAAGGGGUUGAUUUGGAAGCACAUCAGCACUCGUCUCAAUGCGGGCCCGAACGUGUUCGAGGAGUCUGUAGAGAGUGAUGAUGAGUCGGAGAGCGGUUUCAUACCUCUGCUCGAAUUGCAACCGUCAAAGCCGCAGAGCGACAGCAACGAGCCUGGCACGUCGAAGGUGGCGUCGAAGGUGGCGUCGAAGGUGGCGUCGAAGGUCGCAUCGAAGGUCGCGUCCACUGGCAAGCCUCCAUCGAGCACAGUGAAUAGGGCGGGUAAAUCGAUCGCCUUGUCGUCGAAGACACCUGGGAAGUCAUCCAGCUCGACGAAGACACCUGGCAAACCAUCCAGCUCGGCGAAGAGCACCAAGACCCCCCAGCCCUUCAAAGAAACCUCGGAGCGCAGCGACGAAGACGACGAGGUCAUCUCAGGCGAGGAGCAGGGCCCGGGUCCAAGCGAUAAUGAAGGGAGUGGUGGAGUUGCAGGCGAUGUAGGCGACAUAGCUGAACCUCGGGAAUCUGGCGAAGAACCUGUCGACGCCGCGUCCAACGAUGAGGAUACCCUAUUUCUCACCAUUGCUCUCACCCUCGCCCUCGCCCUCGCCCUCGCCCUCGCCCUCGCCCUCGCCCUCGCCCUCGCCCUCGCUAUCACUCUCGCUCUCGCUCUCGCUAUCACUCUCGUCGCUUUCGCUGCCCCCCUAACUCUCGUCGCCCUCGUCACGGUAGCUAUAGUCGCCCUCGUCGCCCCCGUCUCUCUCACACUGCCAUCAUGA
Molecule: messenger RNA, 882 nt
Organism: Fomitopsis serialis
Lineage: Eukaryota; Fungi; Basidiomycota; Agaricomycetes; Polyporales; Fomitopsidaceae
Exons: 6
Coding region: 1-882 (293 amino acids)
Source: RefSeq, a predicted model, not a curated record